AUGGCCUCAAAGGACCCAAUUCAACCUCAGUCCUCAAUCGGCCGCACCUAUCUUGUGCUGUACAAUGCCACCUGUGCCGCCCUUUGGCUAUCGAUUUUGGUCACCACAGCGAAAACUUGGAUCCAGUCGCCAGACAUCACGGCAGUAUACAAAUCCGCAGAGCCAUUGACGAGAUAUACCCAGACCCUCGCAGUGGUUGAGAUUCUCCAUGCCGCGCUCCAAAUUACUCGCUCUCCGGUCUUCACUACAUUUACGCAAGUCUUUGCUCGCUCUGUGCAAGUCUGGGCUAUCAAUUAUGCGUUCCCCAGCGCGACUGCCCCCUCAGUGGCGUACACAGCCAUGCUCUUGGCUUGGUCGUCGGCAGACACGAUCCGCUAUCUAUACUUUGCAAUCAUGCAAGCUGGAUAUCCAGUUCCUGCGCUGUUGAAGUGGUCUAGAUACUCGCUAUUCCUGGCUCUGUAUCCCGUCGGAAUCAGUAGCGAAUGGUGGUUGAUGUACAAAGCUACCACUAUUGCUAGCAACUGGGCUGUACUCGGCAUUUUCUACUUUUUCUUGGGACUUUACGUACCCGGUAAGCAUUCCAACUCGUUUCCCCAGGUGGCUUCCGCGGCAGUGUCUAAUCUGCGAUACAUAGGGUCGGUGAUGAUGUAUUCCUACAUGCUAAAGCAAAGACGAAAGGUUCUAACCAAGAACUAA
Molecule: messenger RNA, 696 nt
Organism: Penicillium verhagenii
Lineage: Eukaryota; Fungi; Ascomycota; Eurotiomycetes; Eurotiales; Aspergillaceae
Product: protein tyrosine phosphatase-like domain-containing protein
Exons: 3
Coding region: 1-696 (231 amino acids)
Biological process (GO): sphingolipid biosynthetic process; very long-chain fatty acid biosynthetic process; fatty acid elongation
Cellular component (GO): endoplasmic reticulum membrane
Molecular function (GO): 3-hydroxyacyl-CoA dehydratase activity
Source: RefSeq, a predicted model, not a curated record